AAAAGCAUCGAGUGAGCAGCAGUGAGCAGCCCCUGGGUCCUAUCACUCCUAUCCUAUCUAAAAGCAUUGAGUUGCAUCGAGUGAGCAGCUCCUGGUUAGUGCUGCAUUGACAUACGCGGCAGAGAAGACACACGAAUCCGAAAUAUGGCAAGUUCGUCAAGACAUGAAACAAACAAAGUUUGCUGUUAUGCACAUCCAGAUGCACCGCUUAUCGAAGACUAUCGAGCUGGGGACCAAAUUUGUUCAGAGUGUGGAUUAGUUGUAGGAGAUAGAGUUAUAGAUGUUGGUUCGGAAUGGAGAACAUUUAGUAAUGAGAAGGCAGGUGUCGAUCCAUCGCGUGUCGGUGGGCCAGAAAAUCCGCUUCUCAAUGGUUCUGAUUUAUCCACCAUGAUAGGUCCAGGAACUGGAGCAGCUUCAUUCGAUGCUUUUGGUGCUUCAAAAUAUCAAAACAGACGUACGAUGAGCAGUUCCGAUAGAGCAUUGAUCAAUGCGUUUCGUGAAAUUAAUGGAAUGGCUGAUCGUAUCAAUUUACCAAAAACCAUUGUUGAUAGAGCUAAUAACUUAUUUAAACAAGUACACGAUGGUAAAAAUUUGAAAGGCCGCGCGAACGAUGCCAUCGCCUCUGCUUGUUUGUACAUAGCCUGCAGACAGGAAGGUGUUCCGCGUACUUUCAAAGAAAUUUGCGCAGUUAGCAAAAUCAGCAAGAAAGAAAUCGGAAGAUGUUUCAAACUGAUCUUGAAAGCACUCGAAACUAGCGUGGAUCUUAUCACUACGGGAGACUUCAUGUCCAGGUUCUGCUCUACUCUUGGUCUUCCAAAUAUGGUACAAAGAGCUGCUACGCACAUCGCUAGGAAAGCUGUAGAAAUUGAUAUUGUACCUGGAAGAUCGCCAAUUUCAGUAGCAGCUGCGGCUAUAUACAUGGCUUCACAGGCUUCCGAAGAUAAAAGAUCUCAAAAGGAAAUUGGCGACAUCGCUGGUGUAGCAGACGUUACGAUUAGACAGUCUUACAAAUUAAUGUAUCCUCACGCAGGAAAGUUAUUCCCAGAAGAUUUCAGAUUUGCAACGCCAAUCGAUCAAUUACCGCAAAUGUAAAGUUACCAUGGAGCCUUACAUUUUAAUGUAUAUUUUAUCACGUUAAAACAAUAGUUAUUUGUCCGAAAGUAAUCAUACAUAAAUAAUCUAACCUUUAUUUACAUUAUACAUUCCUAAAUGGUCUAUGACAUUGCUAUUAUCUAAUUUAUUACGCAUUGAGUACACUCAUUUGUUUUUUCUUUUUAUUGUACUUGGUUCCUGAGUUAUUGGUAUUUAAAACAAGAAUAGCUUGAUAAUCUAUAUGGUGUGGAUAAUCGUUAAUUUAAGUUCACGUCUUCGAAUGCUUUAUUUAGUAUGUUAUUAUUAAAUAAAAAAAAAUGUAGGAUAAAUAGGUAGGUAUGUAUUACCAACCAUGUUAGGAUCUCUCGAAUACAAGGUUGAAACAUUUGUACUACAACUUUUAUAUAUUGUAAUUAUCAGAAUGUUGACAACAGUGCGUACAGAUAUUAUUCUCGUAUUGUACAGAUGAAUAGAUCGACAAAGUGGUUGUAAAAUUUCAAUACAAAAAUACAUUAAAUUUCAAACCUUUAUGUACAAGUAAAUUAAGACGACUCGAGUUGAUAUUAAAAAUUUUCUAUCAACGUUUCUUAACGCAAUGUAGUAUAAUAUUUUUUUUUGUAUUUGAUUUCGAAGAAAAUAUAUCGAAGAUCGUAUGUAAAGUGACGCAUACUAGGCCUUAAUAUGAAAGUACCACAUGAUACAAUUUUAUGAUGAAUUCUGUGAUACUUUUAUUAAACGAUAACAAUCGCAUGUUUUCCGCUAUUAGAUUCGACUAUAAGAUCGAGAAACAACUUCGUUGAUGAAUAUGUAAACACUUUUUUUUUUCGAUUAAAGACAAUACUUUAAGAAACAUACAUAUCCUAAGUUGUAUAUCAUAUGUUAAUAAAAAGAAUUGUUACGAUUA
This is a messenger RNA of Hylaeus volcanicus, 1996 nucleotides long. RefSeq names its product transcription initiation factor IIB (gene TfIIB). Gene Ontology annotation, molecular function: TBP-class protein binding; RNA polymerase II general transcription initiation factor activity. Gene Ontology annotation, biological process: transcription initiation at RNA polymerase II promoter; transcription preinitiation complex assembly. The transcript is spliced from 5 exons. The record is from RefSeq and is a predicted model, not a curated record. Lineage: Eukaryota; Metazoa; Arthropoda; Insecta; Hymenoptera; Colletidae. Bases 145 to 1092 code for a protein of 315 amino acids. Gene Ontology annotation, cellular component: transcription preinitiation complex; nucleus.